This is a messenger RNA of Uloborus diversus, 5141 nucleotides long. It is a transcript of the gene polybromo, whose product is annotated as protein polybromo-1-like. Gene Ontology annotation, biological process: chromatin remodeling. Gene Ontology annotation, molecular function: protein binding; chromatin binding. Lineage: Eukaryota; Metazoa; Arthropoda; Arachnida; Araneae; Uloboridae. The record is from RefSeq and is a predicted model, not a curated record. Gene Ontology annotation, cellular component: RSC-type complex.
GUUGUUUGUUGGGGGUUUUGUGGAGUAAGAAGGGAAGUGUUGGUUAAAUAGUCGAAACAUCAGUCAUGCCCAAAAGAAAAAAGGUGUUGAACACUUCUGAAGACAGCAAAGAUGGUAGUGAAUGUUCUAAAAGGAAAAGAAGUUUCUUAGAUCCAAUUGAAAUGUUCCAAGAAAUUUAUGAUACAUUACGUAACUAUAAAACUGAUGAUGGUCGUCUGGUUUGUGAAACAUUUAUCCGGGCCCCAAAUCGAAGGAGUUUGGCAGAUUAUUAUGAUGUUAUUUCAACACCUAUAGAUAUGUUGAAAAUUCAGCAAAAAUUGAAAACUGAUGACUAUAUGGACCUUCAGCAAUUUUCUGCAGAUAUUGAAUUGAUGAUAAACAAUGCUAAGAGUUAUUAUAAGAAAAAUACACAAGAAUACAAGGAUGCAUGUGAACUAUGGGAAGUUUUCAAUGAAGCCAAAAAUGAUAUCCUGAGUAAUGAAAUUAAAAAGGAAGAUGAUAAAGCAUGUGAAACUGAUGAUGAUAGAGCUAGUGAAUGCAGUGAAGAUGAAUCUAUCUAUGAAGAGCUUUUCACCACAGUUAUGACAGCAGCUGAUAUGGAAGGACGUGCUUUAAGUACUAUGUUUCAACUGUUGCCAUCCAGAACCUUGUACCCUGAAUAUUAUAAAGUCAUCACAAAUCCGGUGGAUUUAAAAAUGAUAGCAACAAAGAUUCAAAACAAUGAUUAUCGUUCUCUUUGUGAUAUGGAAAAAGAUUUACUUCACAUGAUUAAGAAUGCAAAAGCAUUCAAUGAGCCCGGAUCACAAAUUUAUAAAGAUGCAGCAACAUUAAGAAAAAUAAUUUUAAUAAAAAAAGCUGAAAUAGAUCAAAGAAAAACUUACCCUGCAAAAACAAGUGAAAGAAUUAGAAAUAAAAGACUUGCAGGGGGACAAAAAUGGUCUGCCAUUAUUUCUGCCCUACAAUAUGAAUCUGAUGCAAUUCCUAAGGUAGAUCUUACUUCAGAUAUUGCAUCUCCACCGUCAAUUGAUUUAGCAGAUGAGAGUCGAGACGGAGAUGACGGUAAUGAAUCUGGACCAGAAGAUGCAGAUAAUAACCCACAAUGGCUUCUUUAUGAAACAGUCAAGAAUUACAUUAAUCCUCAGGGAUACCAACUUUCUGAACCUUUUUGGACUCUUCCAAACAGGAGGUCAUACCCAGAUUAUUAUAAAGAAAUCAAGCAACCAAUGUCCUUAUUUAAGAUAAGAACUAAAGUCAAAACAAAACAAUACACUAGCUUAGUUGAUGUUGUGGAUGACAUGAAUUUGAUGUUUGAAAAUGCUAGAAAAUAUAAUCGCCCUGAUUCAAAAUUAUUUAAGGAUGCUGUGAAGCUUCAAAAGAUUAUGCAAGCUAAAGCACGAGAACUUAUUAAUUUGCACAUGAAAGACUCAGAAAGCGAUGAUGAUGAAGAUCGUGCGUCUAAACGUAAGGCAAAGAAAUUGGUUGCAUCACCUAUAUUAGAAGUGAAGAAGAUUAGAAGAAGUUUAGACGGGGACCCCAAUUUGAAACGUAAAGCAAGGAUUUUAUAUAAGACACUGCAUGAUUAUUUAGAUGAUGAUGGGCGUCCAUUGAUAUCUGUUUUUAUGGAGAAACCAUCGAAAAAAGAUUAUCCUGAUUAUUAUGAAAUUAUUGUGAAUCCAAUAGAUAUGAAGACAAUAGACUGCAAUAUAAAAUCAGAAAAAUAUCAGACUGAGGAAAGUUUGAUUGCUGACUUCAAAUUAAUGUUUGCAAACUGCAAACAGUACAAUGAAGAAGGCUCUCAGAUAUAUCAAGAUGCAGAAACAUUGGAAAAUGUUUUGAACUGCAAAAUCCAAGAGAUGGGCGGAACUAUCACUGAAACUCCCAAAGUGAAAUUGCCAAUUAAAAGAGUGGUAAAGGAGUUUGCUAAGGAAGAGUUGCAUAAGCCUGCAGGCAUGAAGCAAAAAUUGAGGACCUUUUAUGAUUCUGUGAAAGAAUACACUGAUCCAAAAGGAAGAAAGCUAUCUGUGAUAUUCAACAAAUUGCCAUCAAAAACGGACUAUCCUGAUUAUUUUGAAGUUAUUAAGAGGCCCAUUGAUUUGGAUAAAAUUGGCAAUAAAUUGAAGACUAACCAGUAUGAGACAUUAGAAGACAUGCUCUCCGACUUUGUGUUGAUGUUUGACAAUGCUUGCAAAUAUAAUGAACCUGACUCACAAAUUUACAAAGAUGCAUUAACUUUGCAAAGGAUGACAUUACAAACUAAAUUGGAAUUAACUGAGGAUGCUAAUAAUGGAAUUCCUGAUGUUCGAGCUCUAGUGCAAGAACUGCUGACAGACCUUUUUAUUUCUACAUAUAACCAUCAGGAUGAAGAAGGUCGCUGUUUUAGUGAUUCAUUGGUGGAAUUUUCAGAAACGGAUUCAUCUACUGAUCCAUCAAAGAAAGUGUUAAACUUGGAUAUGAUCAAAAGGAACUUAGAUAAAGGGAAGUAUAAAAGAUUAGAUCGUUUCCAAGAAGAUAUGUUUGAAGUAUUUGAAUUUGUCCGCCAUCGUAGCCGUACUGAUUCUCAAGUGUUUGAAGAUUCUGUUGAACUGCAAUCAUUUUUUAUCAAAAGGCGGGAUGUGUUGUGUAAGUGUGGAGAAGUUCUUCUCUCUCCUGCUUUGCAGUAUACAGAAGCUGAUUUACAAGCCAGUGUUGAAACUCUAAGAGCUCAAAAGUUACCCCGAGAACAACAAGAAGCUGAAAUGGAACCAAAGCAAGAAAAAGAGGAGACACGAACAAAUGAAAUAUCUAGUUCUGAUAGUGCUAUUUUUCAAAAUCAAACAUAUAAUGUUGGUGACUUUGUGUACAUUGAACCAAGGGAAAAGGGCAUGGAGCCUCAUAUAAUGCAUGUUGAAAAAUUAUGGAGAGAUAAUCAAGGAGAGCAAUGGCUGUAUGGUUGCUGGUUUUAUCGUCCCAAUGAGACAUUUCAUCUAGCUACUAGAAAAUUCUUAGAAAAGGAAGUUUUCAAAAGUGACAACUACAACAGUACUCCACUGAAUCAAGUGAUAGGAAAAUGUUAUGUCAUGUUUGUUAAAGACUAUUUCAAGUUUCGUCCUAAUGAGUUUGAAUUCAAAGAUGUAUAUGUAUGCGAGUCAAGAUAUUCAGCCAAGGCAAAAGCAUUUAAAAAAAUCAAAAUUUGGAAUUUUACUCCGAAUAAUUAUGUCCAUAUUGUACUACGAGAAGAACAAGUAGAUGCAGUGCGUGUACCAUCAAUGUUCAAAGAUGGAUUUGAGAAGCCAAAAGAUGAAAGUAGUGAUGGAGACGAUCCUGAUAUUGAUGUGGUCCUCAAGCCCCGUCCGAAUCUUGUUUGUGAAGUACCAAAUCCAGAUGAAGGUGCAGUUUAUUAUGAGCAGUAUACAAUACCCUCUGGAACUUACAAACUAGGUGACUGUUGUUACGUUCGAACAGAACACAAUAAAUCGCUGAUUGGUCGUAUUGACAAAAUGUGGAUUGAUAAAACGGGUAAUGCUUUUUAUCAUGGUCCCUGGUUUGUUACUCCCCAAGAAGUGCAGCACCCUCCAACUCGAUUGUUUUUCCGCCAAGAAGUGUUUCUCAGCUCCAUUGAAGACACCAAUCCUCUUCUCAGUGUUAUAGGGCACUGUGCUGUUUUGGAAAACAAGGAUUAUUGCACAAAAAGGCCUACUGAAGUACAGGAGCAGGAUGUCUUUAUUUGUGAAUCUCGAUACUUAGAAGCAGAGAGGCAAAUUCGAAGACUCACAAAAGGAUUGAAAAAAAUACCACUGUCCUCCAAUGUCACAGAAGAUGAAUAUUACUUUUUCCGGAAGCCCCUCAAUCCUCAAAAGACAGAAGUCUAUAGCACUCCUGUUAUUGUUAAGAAGAAUGUUGUUCCCAAUAAUCCUGAAUUGUCACCUCUAAUGACUAGACCUGUUGUUGAGACUGAUAAUGAAGAAUCAAAUGAUGUGUCUACACCUAUAACAAUGACUGAACAGGAGAAUUCCCUGCCUCCUCUGUCAUCUUCCAAGAAGAAAAGUACCAAAAGGAUUGUGACAGGAUACAUUCUAUUUGCCAGCGAAGUUCGACGUUCGGUGAUUGCUGCAAAUCCUGAUCGUUCGUUCGGCGACAUAAGUCGUUUGAUUGGAACUGAGUGGCGCAACCUUCCAAUUGCAAAAAAAGCUGAUUAUGAAGAUCGAGCAGCAAAGCAGAAUGAAGAAACGCAGCAGCUUAAUUUACUUGGAGCUGAAAGCAUGCCACAAUCGCCUGCCUCAAACCAUGGUAGCUGCGCUUCUACCGGUGACCGCAAUGAAAAUAUCCUUUAUGAGUGCUUGUGGGAUGGCUGUGACCACCAGUUUGAAGAUCAAGUUGAUUUGGUGGAGCAUUUAGCCGUGGAACCCGGUGGGCAUAUCCAGCAGACUUUCCGUAAUAAAGACAGAGAUAGUGAAAUCCAAUGCCUUUGGUAUAAUUGUCAAAGAAUAAAGAAAAACAUUCCACCCUUUCCAAAUGUUGCUCGACUUAUCAGGCAUGUUAAAGAAGUACAUUUAAAAACAGCUAUGAAAAACAUUCUUCCUGAAAAUCGUAACAGAAAUUAUACUCCAUCCAAACGGAAUCCACCUGCUGCUCUAUCAUUUGGUGCAUUGAAUAGUACCAACUUUUCCACUCCCUUUAAAUCAGCAUCUUAUAAUGGGGGACUCCCCAUGUCUCCCGCACCACCAGGAAUCUCCUACAAUUUUCCCCCACCCAUGCCUCCUCGGCCAGCUCACAUUUCUAACCCACAUGGAGCCAAGUCAUUAGAACCCAUGUUUGUGGCACCCCCACCUAAAACACAACGCCUUCUGCAUUCAAAUGUUUAUAUAAAAUACAUUGAGGGAUUACAAGCGGAAUCUCGGUACAUAAGUAACUGGGACUCGCACCUCAAGGCGACUCCGGACACCACACAGCCUCCCGAUCCACAGCGAUUGCCCACCCAUUGGCUGGGCAAUGGAGUUGAAGGUCACGGCAAUGCACUUAAUGCCCUCUGGUCUUUGCGAAAUUACAUGCUGAAGGAUGCCCUGAAUGUUGCACACAUCCUUUGAAAUGCACUGCCUUCAAAAAGACAUUUUUAUGUAUGUUUUAUGUGUGUGAAUAAAUACCUGUCAUUUUUUUCACUAAAU